AUAUUAGUAGCAGUAGUAGCAGAAAUAGUAGCAGCAGCAGCAGCAGCAGCCAUUGUGGCGGUGUCGGCGGCGGUGUCGGUGGAAGCGGUGGAAGCGGUGGAAGAGGUGCGUGUGUCGUUGUAGCAGUAGAUGCAAUAUCCGUAGAAAAUGUUGAUGUUACUGGAGGCGUCCAGAGUGGAGGGUAAAAGGAGGACUAAUUCACUGUUCGAAUGACCAAUGGAUUCGUUACACCACCCGAGCUGACAGACAAUGAGUCCGAGUCGAGGGGGACUCUACAUACCAGCGCUCUUGCUAAAUAUUUGUACUUUCCUCAACACAUGCUCGGGACAGACAGGCUACGCAGAACCAGACACUUGCGGAACUCGAUUCAUAAUCCCGUACCUCAGCGACUCCAUCAAAUGCGAGGUCAGUAUUGAAGUUGUACCGCAGCUACUCAACACCACCAACAUCACUCUCACAUCUUCCCACAUGAAUUCGUACCUUAAUGCUAGUUAUGAAAUCGCCCCAAACAGUUCUCUUGUAAUAGAGCUGAACUUUCCCAGAAUCCGUCUGCAGGAUGCCAUGUUGGAAGAAGAUAAAGCAGUAGCUUUGUUGCUAAUAGCCACAGGAGAUGUGUGUGUUAUGUACGGCCGGCAGAAAGGGGACAGGAGCCAGUUGUAUCCUACAGACACUUUCGGAACUGAUUACGUCAUCAUGACCCCCAGUACGUCUAUAAACAUGUCUUCAACGGUUUACAUCUUACCUCAAGGUAUUCCAAAAACUUUGACCAAUGUCACGCUGACCGUCAACAGCAACAGUUCUCUGUGUGACCUACUUAUCUGCGGACUUGGGGACACGGAGUUCAAUUACACCAUUAAACCAAACGAGGUUCUGGCCUUGGACGAUGGCAAUUUGAUGGACGGUGUGAAAAUAAGCGCCAGCCGACCAGUCGGAGUUCUAGUUGCUGGUAUAUCAGCAUAUGACCCACGAAAUGGUACUGUGUGUUUUGAACCUCCGAUAUCCACUUCGGAAAUGUUGCCACCGGUCACUACAUGGGGGAAAAUGUUCGUUGCUGUACCUUUGACGCCAGAAAUACUUGUCACUCUGAAAAUUACAGGUGAAACUAACGUGACGGUUACCCUGGAAACCACAGUGGCAUCAUAUAUGGUCAAAGACUCAGAUGCGCUUCAAUUGGACUUUCUAAAUGAAUGCUAUAUCAUGUUAAAAUCGGUUAAACCGAUCCAAGUGAUGUAUAUCACGAAUGUAAGUUCGUAUGACCAACAGACUAUGUACAAGAACGACUUCAUCUUGCCACCGUUGGAACAGUACAUAGGUUACCAGGCUUUUUCCCUGAAAAGCCAACACAACGCCAGUUCGUUGGUUGCUGUCAGUCCGUCAACACUCGGAGAUGAACCAUCGUCACAAGUUUUACUUGAUUAUUACACCAACGAAACAGCUACUCACGUCUACAAGCUAACUCAGGAGAACGUAACGGUUACACGAGUUGGGAAUCUUCAAGGCACGUACCAUUCGAUCUUAGAUAUUAAAAUCAAUACUUCUUAUGGAAUGCUUUACGACGCCGACCGAAGUAGUUUUAGUGUGCUGGGAAUGCGUUUGACAACCCUGAAUAAGCAGUGUCAAUUAAACACGUCUCGCAAUGCAUCAGAAAAUGGUAGCAGUGAGCAGUCGAACUGUAACGAACAGAUGUUAAACGGCGGUAACGAAACCCUUUUGUCGGUUUCCGACGAAUCGGGCCCGCUGUUGUCGUCGCAGUCGGUGUUGGUUAAAAAUGAAGACACCUUUAAGAUGUCGUCACGGUUCUCGGUGAAAGGAAGUAAAGACGCCCACCAUAUUGCCGACACAUCUCUCAGUAGCAAUAUAGUGGCGGUGAUUGUCUCCCUUUCUGUUGCCUUAUUUGCCGUUUGUGUGGUGAUUGCUUCGUUCGUCUUGAUUGAAUUAAUCACAAGACGAAAGCAGUUACGCAGCACAAAGAUCAGACCAUUCGUCUCUUAGUAAUUCCUUUGCAUUAACAAAAAAAAAAGAAAAUGGAGAGAAAUACGUGAAUAAUUUUAAAAAAAAAAAGGAGAAACAAACAAAUAAAUCAACAA
Octopus bimaculoides (California two-spot octopus) is the source of this 2087-nucleotide messenger RNA. RefSeq lists its product as uncharacterized. NCBI's taxonomy places the organism in Eukaryota, Metazoa, Mollusca, Cephalopoda, Octopoda, Octopodidae. The record is from RefSeq and is a predicted model, not a curated record.